Adineta ricciae is the source of this 1494-nucleotide messenger RNA. NCBI's taxonomy places the organism in Eukaryota, Metazoa, Rotifera, Eurotatoria, Adinetida, Adinetidae. The record is from the annotation of a GenBank genome assembly.
AUGAGUAUGAAGUCGGUGCAGAAAUUACAUCCAGUCAUGUUCGCUGGUACAGGUAGUGAUGUAGGGAAAAGUGUCAUCGUGACAGGUUUCUGUCGAAUUUUUCUACAAGAUGGACACCAUCCUGCACCGUUCAAAGCACAGAACAUGUCCCUCAACUCUUUCGCCACUCCCGAUGGCAUGGAAAUCGGACGUGCACAAGCUGUACAAGCUGAAGCUGCCGGAAUACCUUGUCAUACCGAUAUGAAUCCUCUUCUAUUGAAACCAACAUCCGAUCAAAGCUCACAAGUUGUUCUGAAUGGAAAACCUAUCGGUAGUCAGACUGCGAGAGAAUAUUUUCGGAAAGAAGGCCGAGAUGUUCUACGUCAAGAGGUGCACAAUGCUUUCGAUCGACUAGAAAAACAGUACAAUCCGAUUGUAUUGGAAGGAGCUGGUAGUGUGUCUGAAAUAAAUCUCCGUGAACUUGAUCUGGUCAAUUUACCCAUGGCUAUUCAUGCUCGAGCUGACGUGAUUCUCGUUGCUGAUAUCGAUCGAGGAGGUGUAUUCGCUAGUGUCUAUGGCUCAAUUCUGCUGAUGACAGAAGAAGAACGCAAGCACACGAAAGGAAUUCUUAUCAACAAAUUCCGAGGCGAUGUGUCGAUCUUUGAAUCAGGAGUAAAGAUGCUGGAAGAACUCUGUAAAAUACCUGUUCUUGGAGUGAUACCUUAUUUUCGAGAUAUCCAUAUUGAAGAAGAAGAUUCAUUAACGCUGCAGACGAAAAAUUCACAAGCUACUCAUGGAAAAAUUAACAUAGUUGUGAUCUUGCUUCGUCAUCUGUCAAAUUUUACCGAUUUUCAUAUUUUGGAACGAGAUCCUCGUGUUCAUCUUUACUAUUCGAAUGAUGCGAAAGAUAUUGCACAGGCUGAUAUUAUUCUGAUACCAGGAAGUAAAAACACCAUUUCUGAUCUAUGUGAACUACGUCGAAAUGGAGUUGCGCAGAAUAUUGUAUCAGCGUAUGAGAAAGGAACAACUGUUAUGGGAAUUUGUGGAGGAUAUCAAAUGCUAGGAAGAGAAGUAUGCGAUCCACAUCAAAUCGAAGGACAAAUAGAACGUUUUGCAGGUCUUUGUUUAUUGCCGAUCACAACUGAGAUACAAAGCGAAAAAGUGACACGUCAAGUUCAAUUUACUUUCCUCGACUCAAAAGACUUAUGCAACGGUUAUGAAAUACACAUGGGCAAGACUGUUCCCAUACACGGUAUCGAAUACAAUUCUUUAAAUACUUUGACUGAUGGAACAAACGAUGGAUUCUACUUAAAUCAUAAAUGUUUUGGUACAUAUAUUCAUGGAAUAUUGGAUAACAGUGCAUUUAUUGACUUUCUGCUACGAUCACACACUACUGAAUUAGCAGAUAAACCUUUCGACUACAAAGCGUAUAAAGAAGAGCAAUACAAUAAAUUAGCUGAUCAUAUUCGUAGUCAUGUUAAUAUGAAUUUGCUUUAUGAAAUAUUGACUAAAUAA